Molecule: messenger RNA, 1008 nt
Organism: Capsella rubella
Lineage: Eukaryota; Viridiplantae; Streptophyta; Magnoliopsida; Brassicales; Brassicaceae
Product: leucine-rich repeat extensin-like protein 1
Source: RefSeq, a predicted model, not a curated record
AAAAGGCUAAUAAUUCCACUACUGUUUAAACUUAAUUAUUAUUUUCGAUGUAACACGAUCAUAUGUUUAUAUGGUCCAUACGGGACCCCUUGAAUUAAGCUCCAACUCACAUGUAAAAGCCAUUUUCACAAAAUAGAAUUUAUUCUUCUUCUUCUUCUUCUUCUUCUCUUUUUUAUUCUUGCAUGUUUGUAAAGUGUUUUUGUAUAAUUAUAAGUAUUUUUGUAUAAUUAUCAAGACAUAAAUAUAUAGUCUUGAAGAAGUAUAUCAGUCCCAUGCAACCCCUCUUACCAAACAAACCACCUCACCAAAUUUUUCAUCUCUUUUUUUUCUCUUCUUUUCACGUCUAACCAGAGAAUCUUCCCAAACCUCUCUUUAUUCGAUCCUCUCCGGGACGAGAAGACAAACAUUCUCUCAGCAUGCCGGAGACACUUCACCGUACAAAGGCUCUCACGGUCACUAUACUCACGGUGAUGGCUUUUCUCACGUUUCCAAUGAUCAUAAACGCCGCCGCAGUUUCUUCAACCAAUAGAAAACUAGACGAAGAUCCAAUAAAAUGUACACCAUGUCUCCAAAACAUUCCUCCUCCCUCACCUCCACCACCAUCACCUCCACCGCCUUCUCCGGCUUGUCCUCCACCGCCGCGACCUCCUUCGCCGCCGAAGAAGACUUACUGCCCGCCACCUCCGUCUACUUACAUAUACAUGACGGGUCCACCCGGCGACUUGUAUCCCGUUGAUCAGCAGUUUGGAGCGGCUGCUGGUAUAAGCUUCACGGUGGUGAAGUUCUCGGGACUGAUCGCGUUUGGAGUUAUGAGUUUCUUGAUGAAGAUGAACUAAUGAUGCUUCGUUGUUCGGUCAAACUCUUAAUUAAUUAUUAUGCGAGACAAGUAUCGAUUGUGUAUUAAUUUAUCAUUUGAAAUUAGGAUCAAUUAUGUUUCAUCAUAUAUAUUUCGUUAUGUACCAAAAUUUAUAAUGAGAUUUGAUUAUAUAAUAUGAGCAAAUUAACUUA